ACAAACCUGUGUGUGUAUGUUGUAAUGCGUACAUCAAAACAUAUUUGUCAUUUCCCUGAAGUUAAAGGGCGUAACUGGCGUAACUGCGGAGUUACGCCCGUUUCCUCUCUCUGAGCGUUAGGUUCCAGUUUCAGGAGAAACGAAAGUCACAGGCGUCUCGUGACUGAACGAACGACGGAAGUUCGCUUCGCGUCAGUCGCGCGAAGGCAGGCUGUGCUGCUGACGGGUCAAAACAAAGCCAAGAGGCGGCUUGCUGCGAACAUAGGUGUUUUCUUCCACUUCCUCUCAGGUGUGUGCUCUGGUGUCAGCGCUCAGCUCCGCGGAAUGGGCCGUCUUUCCGCUCAGUUCGCCUCACCGCGCACCACCCCUGCAGCGAACUCGCGUCUUUCGCGCGACGUGUCGCGACGUCCUUAUAAAAAGCGUCUCCGCUCCUCAUCCGAAACACUGCUGCACAAACUGCUGCUAACGCUACAACAGUGAUCCCAAUACUAAUCCAGCUACAACCAGACGAGUUGACCGCAGAGGCCAGGAAACAGCUGAGGAUGAGCGCCGCAAAGAGUGAGACUACACUGGAGGCCAAACUGAAAAAGCUGCAGUGCCACUUCACCUGGGACCUGGGUGACAACAAGACCAAACUUUUACGUCUCAGUGAGACACUGCAGGACAUCGGAACUGAUGAGGGAAACUGUUGGCUGGGUCACAUUUACAACCUGCAGGGCUACAUCCACUUCCAGCUGGGAACCGAUGAAGCCGACAAAGCCAGGAGUUUCUUCAGCAAGGCUACAGAAGCUCUAAACCGAACAAGAGACGCAGACCGGGGUCCAUGGCUGCUGGUGAACUAUGGAAAUCUGGCUUGGCUGCACUAUCUCCAAGGUGAGGAAGCAGAGAGUCAGGCUUACCUGUCAAAGGUCACUGCCCUGAUGGAAGAAUUCCCAUCUCCAUCACAGGACGAGCUGCACCCGGAGAUCUGUGCUGAAAAAGCCUGGACUCUGCUGAAGUUCAGCAGAGAACAAAAGCUACUGGCAGGCGAAUACUUCCAGAAAGCCAUCGAGAUGCAGCCAGACAUGGUGGCGUGGCAGACCAGCCAUCUGUUAGGGUUGGCCAGUAUUCAUAAGCACAAUGAGAACGAACUAGAGGCAGACUUCAUGGAGAGAAUGCAGAAUGCCAAGGAACAGGAUCCAGAGAACCUGUACCUUGCUGCAGUGUGCCUUAAGCAGCGUGCCAGCAGAGGAGAAGAUGUUGAAGAUGAAGCAAGUGAGUUGGCAACAAAGAUUUUGGGAAAUCCUGUCAGCAGCUACAGUGGAAUCAAAGUGAUACUACGGAUUUACAGAGGCAAUGACUCUUUUGCCAGGGCUACAGCCUUGGCAGAGGAGGCUCUCCAAAACCAUCCAGACGAACGUUAUCUGAAAAGAUGCCUGGCACUCUGUUACAAGUGGAAGAUCAAUUCAAGGGGCAGUCGCCCAACACCGCAAAUGAUAGAUAAAGCGAUCAGUCUCCACAAGCAGGUGAUUUCUCUUUACCCACAUUCUUCCUUUGUCAAGAGAAUGGACCUCGCAAAUGUGUACGCAAAGUCCCCUCACGGCCUGGGUGAAGCUGAGGACAUAUACCGGGAGCUGCUCAAACGUGACCUGCAACCUGCAGACAAGCAGGUCCUUUACAACACGUACGCAAAAUUUCUAAACUUCGAACGGCAGGACCGCAACGGAUCGGUGGAUUAUCACAUGAGGGCGGCGAAGAUACCGCACGAGUCGUUCUAUCGACAGAACAGCAUUAAAGCUCUGGAGAAGAUCAGAGACAGAGGCAGGAAUCGAAGGGGCCGUGAAAUUGAGCAGUUUCUGGACAGACUGUGAACAUCACAGUGAUCCUUGUGACAUCACUUUUCUUCCAUAGCAAACAGCUCAGUUGAUGUUGAUGUCAUGUUGUUUGGUGUUAAUGUAGCUUUACUGCUCUCUUCUGGAUGUAGUCACCCAUUACUUCUACUGAACUGGGAUGAUAACAAAUAUAAUAGCUUUGAGUGUUUCACAAAUAUCAAUCUUAAAUCAUCAUUUAUUCUCUAUUGCAGUAAAGAUUGGUGAUAAUUAAUUAAUGACAUGCAUGUAACAAUUAAUUGCAUUUUAUUGCUUACACUCUGUUUUUGAGAAGUAAAAAUAUUGCUGUAUUGCUUUA
Solea solea (common sole) is the source of this 2166-nucleotide messenger RNA. Its product is annotated as interferon-induced protein with tetratricopeptide repeats 5-like. Gene Ontology annotation, molecular function: protein binding. Gene Ontology annotation, biological process: defense response to virus. Bases 543 to 1850 code for a protein of 435 amino acids. The transcript is spliced from 2 exons. The record is from RefSeq and is a predicted model, not a curated record. NCBI's taxonomy places the organism in Eukaryota, Metazoa, Chordata, Actinopteri, Pleuronectiformes, Soleidae. Gene Ontology annotation, cellular component: cytosol.